Molecule: messenger RNA, 630 nt
Organism: Malassezia pachydermatis
Lineage: Eukaryota; Fungi; Basidiomycota; Malasseziomycetes; Malasseziales; Malasseziaceae
Product: 60s ribosomal protein l13
Exons: 1
Coding region: 1-630 (209 amino acids)
Biological process (GO): translation
Cellular component (GO): cytosolic large ribosomal subunit; ribosome
Molecular function (GO): structural constituent of ribosome; RNA binding
Source: RefSeq, a predicted model, not a curated record
AUGGGUUUCCGCCACAACAAUAUCCUUCAUAACAACCACUUCCACAAGGACUGGCAGCGCCGGGUGCGUGUGUGGUUCGACCAGGCUGGCAGGAAGAAGAGCCGCCGCAACGCUCGUGCUGCCAAGGCCGCUGCGCUCGGCAUGCGCCCGCUCCAGCCGCUCCGCCCGGCUGUGCGUGCCCCGACCCUGAAGUACAACACCAAGCUGCGCCAGGGCCGUGGCUUCACCCUUGAGGAACUCAAGGCUGCCGGUAUCCGCAAGGUCGAGGCUCGCUCGAUCGGUAUCCCUGUGGACCACCGCCGCCGCAACAAGAGCGAGGAGAGCCUGAAGCUCAACGCUGACCGUCUCAAGGCCUACAAGGAGCGCCUGAUUGUUCUUCCGCGCCGCACCAAGAAGAACAAGAACCAGAAGCCUGACCUUUCGUCGGUGCAGACCACUCGCGCUACCCUGGCUGCCUUCCCGAUCCCGGCUGGCACGACCGCCGAGGCUCCUCGUGCUAUCACUGCUGAGGAGAAGGAGGUGGAUGCUUUCCGCACUCUCCGUAUGGCCCGUGCUAUCCACCGUACGGAAGGUGCUCGCAAGGCUCGCCAGGCCAAGCGUGAGGAGGAGGCUGCCAACGCUAAGAAGUAA